Molecule: messenger RNA, 930 nt
Organism: Perkinsus marinus ATCC 50983
Lineage: Eukaryota; Perkinsozoa; Perkinsida; Perkinsidae
Product: RAC-beta serine/threonine-protein kinase-B, putative
Exons: 8
Coding region: 1-930 (309 amino acids)
Biological process (GO): protein phosphorylation
Molecular function (GO): ATP binding; protein kinase activity
Source: RefSeq, a predicted model, not a curated record
AUGCUCAGAGGUAACCCGGGAUCCUUCGAUGCUGUUGUUGCUAAAUCGAGCGGCCCUAUGUUGGAGGAGGGUCGCUCUAGUCAGCAGGUCUAUGCCUAUCUGCUGUUCUCUAUUGGAGCCACCUUAAUCCUAGCGAGCCUCAAGGCCUUCAUGAGAGACCCCUGUGAGCAAGGUGCGCCGUGUGUCUAUUCAGCAUGGCAGUUCCCAAACGGUUAUUCCUCUAUGGAGAAGCCCGAUGAGGCCCAUGGUGCGCCGCAGGUACAGCAUUGCCACCCUUCUCCUCCUCUGCCUCUCCCUCCUCUGACGGCUCGGGGUCGGACUCCUCAAGUCGCCCUUGAGCAAGUCGACUAUCCCAUGCUCACCUACCGAGGGGUCAGUGAGCAGGUGUCUGUCCCACGUUCGGGCAGUGAGAAUGUGAGCGAUUAUAGCGCCUGCCGUUUUUCCCCACCAAAACCGUAUCCUGUUUUUACUGUCUACAAGCCAGCGGUAACGAGACGGACUGCGAGUAUAGGAGGCAUUGGCUUGAACAAGGUCAAGUUUCUGGGAGCUUGUCUAGAGCUGCCGCACCUUUGCCUCGUAACGGAGUACAUGCCUGGAGGAAACCUCCACCAACUCCUACAUGUGAGGAAGGUUCGACUGAGUCGAGAGCAACGGCUCAAAAUGACAGUACAACUGACUGGUGCAGUGGCAUAUCUUCAUGCCCAGAAGCCGGUCAUCGUCCAUAGAGACCUCAAGACUAUGAAUGUGGUCUUGGAUCGUGAUAUGAACACGAAGCUCUGCGACUUCGGCCUGACGGAGCCGAUGGAGUUCAGUCAUAUCACGCGGAAAAGCAACGGGGGCUCUCCUCGGUACAUGGCGCCGGAACUCUUUGAUGAACGUCUCAAGGUUGGCGCUGCUGACUGCAGCAGUAGCGUCCGAGGCUGUGCUUAG